Messenger RNA from Tuber aestivum (summer truffle), 1772 nucleotides. Lineage: Eukaryota; Fungi; Ascomycota; Pezizomycetes; Pezizales; Tuberaceae. The record is from the annotation of a GenBank genome assembly.
AUGGAUUUACCGGCCGAAGGUCCUAGCAAGGAAUAUCCCAAGGCUUUCAACGAGACAUACGCUGACGACAAACACGGAGACCCAUUGUGGAAGCAGUACCUUUCAUCAAACGAUAGGCCCAUGAUGACUCUGCCCCCUUUUGGUGUGAAAUGGUUGCCUUCUCUCCCACUCAUUGGGAAGAAGGUGGACACAAUCUACUAUUGUCGGAAGGAGGUUGCCCGUCUCAAUGUCGAGAUAGAGCAGGACCAGAGUGCACCAGUACCCACUCAUGAACUCUGCUUUUAUCCAGUUCAACCGGCAAGUUGCCGCCGCGCAUAUGGCCUGUCAGUCGCUUUCUCAUUCCACCGCACAGCAGAUGUGCCCUCGCCACAUUGAGGUCUCUCCCGAGGACGUCAUCUGGUCCAAAAUGAAGAUUUCUUGGUGGCAGAGGUAUUUGUGCAUUGCCGGUAUUACUAUAGCUACAGGCGGUUUGAUCGUUGGAUGGGCUUUCCCGGUCGCCAUUAUUGGUUUGGUUUCUCAGAUUGAUUAUCUCACGGAAACGGUCCCAUGGCUGGGGUGGAUUAGUAAGCUUCCCAAUUUUGUUCUUGGUCUGGUCCAAAGGUCUGCUCCAAAGUGUUUUACCUCCAAUGGGUUUGGCAAUCUUGGUGGCAUUGUUGCCCAUUAUCCUUAGUGCAUUCGCAGAACUUCAGGGAAAUCACACUGGUAUGGCCAUCGCGAGGGCUGUUCAGGAAUGUAUUUUGCUUUUCUGUUUAUUCGGACUUUUCUCAUUGUCAAUUUCUCAUCUGGCAUUACCGCCGUUCUCCAGCAAUUAACGGAUAACUCUGCAUCUGCGCCAUCAAUUUUGGCCCAGAACCUACCGAAGGCGUCCAACCUCUUCUUCUCAGAACCUGCUACUGCAAGCAUUCACUGCUAGCGGUGGAGCAAUUCUACAAAUUGGAUCAUUACUCGUACAAUUCAUUCCUAGUCGAAUUGUUGACUACCACUCGUCAGGAGUUUACCCCGGCGGCACGGCUUGCGCAGGGGAAAUGGGGCACUCUCUUCGCGGUACAUCUGGAUUCAGGGCGUGUUGGGGUUGUUCACGCGGCCAUCUCCCCCUUGGUUCUCAUCUUCAAUGCCUGCACGUUCAGUCUUUUCUGGAUAGUAUAUCGUUACAAUCUUCUCUACGCCAACAACUUUCUCUUCGAUACAGGAGGUUUGCUCUUCCCCGGGGCGGUCAACCGGUGGUUUGCGGGAAUAUAUGUUAUGGAGGUUUGUUUGAUUGGUCUCUUCUCCCUUGUCCGGGAUACCAAAGAUCGUGUGUUUGCUUUCCUCGAGCAAUUAUCAUGAUCGUUGUCACGAUCUUUACCGUCCUAUACUAAUAUACUUUGAACUCGGCUUUCGGUCCAUUUUUAACCCACUUGCCCAUCACUCUGGAGGAUGGCGCUGUUCUCCGCGGUGGAGCAUUGGCGGAAGAUAACGAAAGGCGAAUACUGUUGGCUAGCGGGAACAUCGUUCCGGAGGAGCAGGAAUGCGACGGUCUGAAUGAGGUUUUUGCAGAGUGGGAAAAGCGAGAGCGGCGCAUGGAUCAGCGUGCGGAUGAGAUUGAAAUGAGGAAAAUCCGCAACAUCCGCGAAAAGAAGGAAGGAAAGUCGUCAUUCUCAAGAGGCGGAAGACAGGCCAAGGGGCCAGACGCCAGAGACCCACAAAUGAAAUCGCGUCCUGCACCGCCAAAGCAACAGCCGCAUAAUAGACCGGAGCUAAUGUUGUUUGGAGACAUUUACCGACCAGAUUGA